UAUGCGACACGUACGCACAUAGUACAUGUAUUACGCUAAAUUAAGCGGAUACUGACAAGGAUAUUGUAAAAUAUUUGAAUCUAACUAUCGCUAUAUUACAGACUUACACUGAGUCGUGCAAUAAAACAUAACCAUGCAAUUUCAAUUUUGCAGCUAGACGUUUUUUUACGCAGGUUUUUGUUUAGAUAACAAAUUGCAGAAGAAAGGCAAUCGAACUGAAUUGUAUUUGAGGAGAUAUUUGUUAAGUCAUUGUGUCACAUGAACUCUUGUACCAGUAAUUGUACUGAAUGAACUUCGUUUAUUACAACUCAAUACUGUGACGACGUAUUUGAAGCAGAAAGUUGGUUGGAGAUGUAACGUUUGAAACUUUAAACUGUACGAAGAUCUGCUUUAAAGGACAUAAAUGUAUAUGCGAGUAAAUACUUUUAUACACAGUUAUGUGUUAACGCCGACUGAACGUGUAUUAUUACAUAUAAAAUUACCAAAAACUAUUUCAAAACGAUAUGAAUGUAAAAUGCAAGUCUCGUGUUAAUUUGCUUCGAAUAGAAUUCUUAUGAUGCAUAUCAUUACAAUAAUUAUAUCUUAACGCUUAUUCGGAAGUACUCUGAGGAGAUGUAUGGUGUGAUUAACCAGUCAAUGAACUGCCAUGGGAACACAUAUGUUCCCACAUCAGCAGACAAACUAAAGUGCUCAAUCAUCGUUAUAGUCAUGAUACUGAUCAUCGCCGGAAACGUCUGCUGCCUGGUAGUUUUCAACCACCCUGACACCCGAAAGCUGUUCAUGAAGCGCGUACGCUACAUAAUGACGUCACUGUGUUGCACGGACCUCGGUAUCGGAGCGCUGGUGUGUCCCUCCACUAUCUAUCCAGCGCUGUAUCAUUGUUGGCCGCCAGGGAACACCAUGUGCCAGAUCGAGGCGCUGCUCAUAUCCGCUCUUUUCCAUGAGUCGACCUUGAACAUGGUCGUCAUCGCCAUCGACCGCUACUGCGUCGUCCACUUCCGUUGGUACAACACGUACAUGAACUCUCGCCGCUUCCUAUUUAUCAUCCUUGGGACUUGGGUCAUCGUGUUCAGCUGCUAUGCAGUGGUCAUUUUUGCCGGGAAGCAGUAUUACUACGACGAGUUCGGCAUAAACUGCGAGCCGUUCUACGAGAAUGCGACGUUGACGCUGACCGUGCUGAGCAUCUUCUUCUUCCUGCCCACUGUCAUAUUUGUCUUCUGCUAUGUGUCCAUCUAUGUGACGGCAAACAGGAGAAAGGUUUUCACCGUCUCGUCUGAUGACAAGUCUGGGUGGAUGGUCAACGCGAACAUCCGGACGUCCAAAUACCUAGCGGCUAUCACGACCGGCUUCUUCCUGACGAUAGCCCCGUGGACGCUGAUGACGCUAAUCAUAGUGGCCGCUAAAGUCAGCAUCGAUCACGACAUUGACUUCGCGAUCACAUGGCUCACGCUGAGCAACAGCUUUUGUAACUGUCUUAUAUACGGCAUCAUGAACAGGAAGUUCAGACGAGCAGCCUUGCGGGUGUUUCUGGGGCGGCUGAUGAAGUCUCUGAACGUUUGGUCUACGGAAAAGUCGGCGGAUAAGUCCACAGACGACUUUGAGGGUAACUCCUCUACGUACUGUAAGUACAAGCGCCGGACAAUAAACACGAAUACUUGCAUACAUGGUGAGGGAAGCAAGGCUAGCACCAGCCUUAUGCACUCCCCGUUGCCGUCAAGUACGCCGCUUGUUCAGCGGAAGGCGAUGGACGCCACACCGAAACGCAUUGAUAAUACAUCAUUUGUUUUGAGCAAAAGGCCUGUGAAUACAAACUCCACAGAGACAACGAUGAUAUGGCAAUUAUAGGUAAAACACCAUAUGAAGUACAGCAACAUUUAAAUAUUUUAAAAACAUAUUGUGACACGUGGGGUCUAAAUGUAAAUACUUCAAAGACAAAAAUCAUUGUUUUUCGUAAACGGGGUGGCUUACGGCAUACUGGAAGCUGGACAUACAAUGGGGAAAACAUAGAAGUUGUGAGCGAUUUUAACUACUUAGGAAAAGUCUUUAAUUACACUGGUAAAUUUAUCUUAAAUCAAGAGCAUCUAGUUGGAAAAGCGUUGAAAGCUAUGAAUGUUCUUUUGUGUAAGUGUAAGGAAUUUGACUUAAGACCUAAGACAAUGUGUCAGUUAUUUGAUGCCUUUGUGAGUUCUAUUUUGAAUUAUUCCUGUGAGGUUUGGGGAUAUACUAAGUCAAAGGAACUGGAAAGAGUGCAUCUCAAGUUCUGUAAGCGGUUAUUGAAUGUUAAAAUAAAUACAUGUAAUGCAGUCACAAAUAAUGAAUUAAGACGAUACCCUUUGUUUAUUAAUAGGUAUUUUAGAAUGAUUAAAUACUGGUUGAAAAUUGUAACCUCAAACAAUAUAAUUAUUAAAACUAUUUAUUCACAAUCUGUAGCAGAUUGUUAUAACGGUCAUUUAAAUUGGGCCGCAAUAUCAAAAAAUUGUUAACAGAAUAUGGCCUUGCAUAUAUAUUUGACAAUCCUAACGUUAUCGAUCAGGAUACAUUUUUGAAUGAAUUUAAAACCCGUAUUAUAGACACUUUUAAGCAAGAAAUUAUGUCUAAAAUAGAAAAUAGCUCUAUGUUAAAUCUAUACAAGUAUUGUAAACAAUCACAUUACUAUGAACCAUAUCUAGAUAUUUUGUCCAAAAGUAAUCGGUUUUUUAUGAGCAAACUUAGAUUAAACGGACUUCCUCUAUUUACACAAAAAGGCCGUUAUAAAGAAAUUCCUAGAGAAGAAAGAUAUUGUACCUUUUGCAACUCUAGAGAUAUAGAGGACGAGUACCAUUUUGUCAUUAUAUGCAUUUGUUAUACUGUAAUUAGAAAGAAGUAUAUUAAACAAUAUUACUAUGUUAAACCUUCUGUAUUUAAAUUUACACAACGUUUGACCUCAGGUAAUAAGACAGAUAUAAAUAAUCUUUGUAAAUUUGUAAAGGAAGCUCUAAACUACAGAAAUGCACUUAAUUUUGUAAAUAACUAAAACACAGUUCAUCUUCGAAUAAGUUCUCGAGUAUGUAUUGUUUAGCAAAUACAUGAAAGUUCGUAUAACUCUUUCAUUUAAUGCUAUGUCAUGUUGUUUUAUGUAUUAUACAUGUUAAUGUAUCGAAGACGAUGUACAUGUACAAGUCUUAAAUAAAAUGUUCUGUUCUGUUCUGUUCAACACCAGAGUAUGAAUUGAUGUAUUCGGAUAUUUUAUUGUUUAGCCUGACGCCUGAUUUUACUGAUGAAUACAAAGCUUUGAGUGCAGAAAACAUUUUAGAGCUUAUGUGUGCGGUAAUUUACUUUUGCCAUAGUAAUGAAAUAUUUAUACUGUCAUAACAUUUAGCCUAAUCAAUAAAAAUGCAAUAUAAUUUUU
Messenger RNA from Dreissena polymorpha, 3388 nucleotides. Its product is annotated as probable G-protein coupled receptor 21. Bases 613 to 1845 code for a protein of 410 amino acids. Lineage: Eukaryota; Metazoa; Mollusca; Bivalvia; Myida; Dreissenidae. The record is from RefSeq and is a predicted model, not a curated record. The transcript has 4 exons. Gene Ontology annotation, biological process: G protein-coupled receptor signaling pathway. Gene Ontology annotation, molecular function: G protein-coupled receptor activity. Gene Ontology annotation, cellular component: membrane.